Messenger RNA from Trichoderma asperellum CBS 433.97, 834 nucleotides. The record is from RefSeq and is a predicted model, not a curated record. NCBI's taxonomy places the organism in Eukaryota, Fungi, Ascomycota, Sordariomycetes, Hypocreales, Hypocreaceae.
AUGCUGGAUACGCAGCAACAAAUUGACACGCUGGAGAAAUUGGAUACCUAUUUUCUUCAGACUGGUUUAGAGAUGAAAGAGCUAACUACAUGGAAAGAAGAAGAUCCAGGAAGAACCGCCGCCAAUGCAAGUGGCCUCCGCAGUGCCGCAUUUAUUAAAGCAAAAUCCUCCAUCAUCGAGGAAGAAGAUGAAUUCUUCUUCUCAGUACCACCGCAGUACUCACCCCGGAGCAGCGCAUUUCCCAUUCUCCCCAACAUUCAGGAUGCUCAUCGCGUUCGCAUCGCGACGCACAACAUCUUUGCCAACUUCAUUCGAUCCACUAACCUCGAGUUCUUCCCUAUCAGCGGCGACCCUGCUGAACUUAUGGCGUAUAUGGUUUCCAAUCCAACCCAGAGUCCAAGCCUACCCUUAAUUCGCGAAGGCGCAAUCCACCGCAAACGCCAAAUGUAUGAGCAAAUGCUGGCUGGCUUCUGGGAGGCAUGUGUAUUGCCCGAUCCUGAGAUAGGAUUUCCGUUUGUUGCAGAUGCCAUCCUCGCCAAUCCGCCGAGCUUUACGCAUGUUCAAUGUGCUGAGGUAUUGGGUGUCCCUGUUCACAUGGUGUUUGCAAUACCGUGGAGCAGCACUGGCGGGGCUUGGGCCGCUAGAGAUGGGAAAAGAGAAUGUCAUGGUGAAUUAUGCUUCAUAUGCUGCCGUGGACUUCUGACUUGGCAAGGGCUAGGAGACAUUGCUAACGAUUGGAGGGUGAAUAUACUGGAUCUGGAGCCCAUCACAGCCAUCUCCUCCGCAUCCAUUUCGAGCGUCGUAAGCGUGGCAGAUGCAGCCACACGCGAAUGA